UAGAGCUCAUCAUCACCAUCACAUUACUAUUCUUCUCCGAUUAACCUAAACCCAUAACCAAAACCAGAUCGUCCGAUCAUCGCCAAUAAUAGUAAUAAUAAUAACAAUGGCGAUGAAGCUUCCAUCGGUGUUUGUAAUUUUCUUACUAUCAUUCUCUUUCAUUCCUACUUCUUUCUCUCUUUUUGAAGAUCAAGUCGGAUUCAUGGACUGGCAUCAACGAUACAUAGGGAAAGUUAAGGAUGCAGUGUUCCACACACAAAAGGCGGGCCGAAAACGUGUUGUGGUGUCUACUGAAGAGAAUGUUAUCGCGUCCCUUGAUCUUCGUCGAGGCGAUAUUUUUUGGAGACAUGUUUUGGCAGCCAAUGACGUGAUUGACAAAAUUGAUAUUGCCCUUGGGAAGUAUGUUAUUACAUUGUCAUCAGAGGGGAGCAUAUUAAGAGCUUGGAAUCUUCCUGACGGGCAGAUGGUUUGGGAGUCUUUUUUAUCAGGCUCAAAGCCUUCCAAGGCAUUAUUAACUGUUCCAGCCAACUUGAAGAUUGAUCUGGACAGCCCAAUUUUUGUUUAUGGUGGUUCAAUUCUCCAUGCCAUUUCUAGCAUUGAUGGGGAGCUUCUUUGGAAGAAGGAUUUUGCAGCUGAAGGCAUUGAUGUUCAUCAGUUGAUUCUUCCUAGUGGCAGUGUCGCAGUUCAUAUUGUAGGAGUUACUGAUUCAUCCCAGUUUCAUACCUAUAAAAUUGAUGUUAAAAAUGGAGGGUUACUGGAACAUAUCAGUGCAUCAAUUUCUGGUGGCAUCUAUGGGGAAGUGUUGCCAAUCUCAGAUGAGACAUUUGUGGCAUUGGAUGCUUCAAGGUCAGUUCUGGUGUUAAUAACCAUAAAAAAUGGACAAAUGCACCUUCAACAGACCCAGGUUUCAGAUCUUGUUCAUGGAGCUUCUGGGAACACAAUUAUACUACCUUCAAAGCUUUCAGGAAUAUUUUCUGUUAGCACGGAUGCGUGCAUAGCUUUUGUUAAAGUGACUAACGAAGGGAAAUUAGAUGUGAUGGAAAAAGUUGAUAAAACAGUUGUUGUUAGUGAUGCAUUACCUCUUUCAGAAGGUGAGCAAGCUUUUGCACUUGUUCAACAUGGAGAUAGCAAGAUUCACCUAUCUGUAAGGCUUGUUCAUGAUAUGAGUAGCAAUCACCUCAAGGAAACUGUCAAGAUGGAUCAAGAGAGGGGUUUUGUGCACAAAAUUUUCAUAAACAACUAUGUUAGAACAGACAGAUCCCAUGGUUUUAGAGCAUUGAUUGUAAUGGAAGAUCAUUCGCUACUACUGCUACAACAAGGUGAAAUUGUCUGGAGUAGAGAUGAUGGACUUGCUUCGAUUGUAGACGUCACAACAGCAGAACUACCCGUAGAAAAGAUUGGUGUAUCUGUAGCAAAAGUUGAGCACAGUCUUUUUGAGUGGCUUAAGGGUCAUAUGUUAAAGCUUAAAGGAACCUUAAUGCUUGCAACACCUGAUGAAGUAGCAGCAAUACAAAAGAUUAGGUUGCAGAGUUCUGAAAAAAGCAAGAUGACACGUGACCAUAAUGGGUUCCGUAGGCUGCUCAUAGUACUUACCAGAGCUGGGAAACUUUUCGCAUUACAUACAGGUGAUGGGCGAGUUGUCUGGUCUAGCCUACUUCAAUCUCUUCGCUCGUCACAACAAUGCGCUGACCCGACAGGUCUCAAGUUGCACCAGUGGCAAAUCCCUCACCAUGCACUGGAUAAUAACCCGUCUGUCCUUGUCGUUGGCAGAUGUGGACUUUCUUUGACCUCUCCUAGUGCAAUGUCAAUUAUUGAUGCACACACUGGAAAAGAGAUUCAAAAUAUGGGUCUUGCGCAUUCCACCGUGCAAGUUAUUUCCUUGCCAUUCAGUGAUUCCACUGAGCAGCAGCUUCACUUGCUGAUAGAUGCUGAUAAGCAAGCUCAUUUAUAUCCUAGAACUCCUGAAGCUGUUGAGAUCUUUAAACGUGAGUCUGAAAAUCUGUAUUGGUACUCGGUUGAAGCUGAAGUUGGUAUCUUGAGAGGGUAUGGGUUGAAAAGCAGUUGUAAUCUUGAUGUGCCAAACGAGUAUUGUUUUGAAACUAGGAAUUUAUGGUCUAUUGUCUUCCCAUCUGAAUCAGAGAAAAUAAUUGCAGCAGUGACUAGAAAAGCAAAUGAGGUGGUUCACACUCAAGCAAAGGUCAUUGCAGAUGAGGAUGUGAUGUAUAAAUAUGUAUCAAAAAAUAUGCUGUUUGUUGCUACUGUUUCGCCUAAAGCCAGUGGUCCGAUUGGCUCAGCAACUCCAGAUGAAUCCGUGCUGGUGGUUUACCUUGUAGACACUGUAACUGGUCGCAUACUGCAUCGCGUGACUCAUUUAGGCUCACAGGGUCCCGUGCAUGCGGUCCUUAGUGAGAACUGGGUUGUCUACCAUUACUUCAACCUACGAGCACACAGAUAUGAGAUGUCUGUUAUUGAGAUCUAUGAUCAGUCUCGUGCGGAAAAUAAAGAUGUCUUGAAGCUGAUUGUUGGAAAGCAUAAUCUCACGACACCCAUCUCAUCUUAUUCUCGACCUGAAGUUACAACAAAGUCACAAUCGUACUUCUUUACACAUUCGGUAAAAGCAAUAUCAGUAACUUCAACUGCCAAAGGAAUAACAUCCAAGCAUCUUCUUAUUGGCACAAUUGGCGAUCAGGUAUUGGCUCUUGAUAAGCGAUUUGUUGAUCCACGAAGGUCACUUAACCCCACACAGGCUGAGAAAGAAGAGGGUCUUUUACCUCUCACAGAUACUUUGCCAAUUAUUUCACAGUCGUAUGUGACACACGCGUUUAAAGUAGAAGGUCUUAGAGGCAUAGAAACUGUACCUGCAAAGCUGGAGUCAACAACCCUUGUAUUUGCAUAUGGAGUUGACCUAUUCUUUACUCGACUUGCACCUUCAAGAACAUAUGACUCACUUACAGAAGAUUUCAACUAUGCAUUGCUUCUUCUUACAAUCGUUGCACUUGUUGUGGCUAUUUUUGUAACAUGGGUUUUGUCCGAGAGGAAAGAUCUGCAGGACAAAUGGAGGUAAGUUAUGAAGUACUCUGAUCCACUGUAAACUGCUUUUCUUGAGGUGUUAUAGAUAUUUUAAUUUUUUUAAUUAGUUGGUUUUGUUUCUUAAGCUUAGUGUUAUUAGAGCAAAUUCGUGUUGCAUAAUAGAGAAUUUCACACAAAUUUUGACUCUGUAAUUUGUCUUACAAACAAGUUCACUACAAGAAUUAUGCAUAAAUCAACACGUUACAUUUUCUGCUGA
Erigeron canadensis is the source of this 3286-nucleotide messenger RNA. Its product is annotated as ER membrane protein complex subunit 1. Gene Ontology annotation, molecular function: protein binding. Gene Ontology annotation, biological process: protein folding in endoplasmic reticulum. The transcript is spliced from 12 exons. The coding region runs from base 107 to 3064 and encodes 985 amino acids. The record is from RefSeq and is a predicted model, not a curated record. NCBI's taxonomy places the organism in Eukaryota, Viridiplantae, Streptophyta, Magnoliopsida, Asterales, Asteraceae. Gene Ontology annotation, cellular component: EMC complex.